UUUUUGUGCAAUGACACGCAGGAUAGGAGGAAGAGAGACAUACAGAAUGCUGAACGUCAAGUAGCGUUGUUAUUUUGUAGUUGCCAGUUCUUUCUGGUGUUCCUCCCUGGUCUGGAACUGCAUUUCUUCAUUCGUCGUGCCUGUACGUCUUCAGUGGAAAUAGUCCUGAAUUUUAAUCGUGAUAAUGGGAGUUUUUUGUCACAUGGACGCUCAGUGUCUGUGUUGUUAUGGUGGAGCAAUUCUGGCCCUGAUUGGUGCUGUGGUAUUACUUUUUAUUCGCUUCACAUCAGCAAAGCCGAAUCUGACACGCUAUGAUGACGAGAAGUCUUUCAUCGACCCCAAGUCUGGAAAGCGUAUCCCGUUCCCUAGCAUACUGGACCAGGCGUCUGUGUAUCUGUCCAUCAUUGUGCCGUCCUAUAAUGAAGAAGAGCGUUUACCGAUAAUGCUUGACGAGACACUUGAGUACAUGCAAGAGAGACAGACUGAGAAGCCUUCGUUCACGUACGAAAUCAUCGUAGUUGAUGAUGGCAGCCGAGACAAAACGUCUCAGGUGGCACUAAAGUACGCUGAGCAACACGGCACUGACCGUAUCCGUGUGCUGACGUUGGUCAAGAACCGCGGCAAGGGCGGCGCAGUGAGACUGGGCAUGCUGAGCGCACGCGGUGAGAUUCUCUUGUUUGCCGAUGCAGACGGAGCGACCAAGGUCAGCGACCUGAUCCGUCUGGAGAACGCUCUUCACAAGGAUGCUCCACAGAAGACCGAUAUGGCCAUAAGCUGCGGAUCGCGUGCUCAUCUGCAGGAGGCUGCUGUUGCGGAGCGUACACUUCUGCGCAACUUCUUGAUGCACGGAUUUCACUUUGUCGUGUGGUCGCUGUGCGUGCGCGGUGUCCAGGACACACAGUGUGGCUUCAAGCUGCUGACACGCCGUGCUGCCACGCUGAUCUUCUACACGAUGCACGUCGACAGAUGGGCGUUUGACGUGGAGCUGCUGUAUGUAGCGCAGCAGCUGAAGAUUCCAAUCUCCGAGGUGGCUGUCAACUGGCAGGAGAUUGAGGGCUCCAAGAUGACGCCGCUCUUCAGUUGGAUUCAGAUGGCCAGGGACUUGGUGUUGAUAAGCUUGCGCUACGCAACGGGUGGCUGGAAGAUUGAACCCGUACCGAGCAAGUCCAGCUAGAUGGCGCCUGCGUACGUUCAAUUCCAAUUUAUUCUGAACUCGGAUGGUGGGCCAAUUGUACUCAUGGAUAAGAGGAAGGACAGAAAUGUUUCGGGUUUGGACUGAUGAGAUAGGUGUGGAUAUAUGGAUGUAGAGGUUCGUAGAUGCGUUGGAUGUCUCAGUUACCCCUGUCAGGUUUUUUUGCCGUAAUAUCGCGUUAUCUGACUGUAUGAUCUGGUUGCAUUAUUGGACCAUUAGUCGUAACGCGUAACACGUUUUGUCCUUCCUCUCGUCCGAUUUAUUCUUUUCGAUUUAUUCCACACGAGAUAUAUUUACGCGUAUUCCCCGAUUGUCCGUCUCAUUGGUGGUCGCUCCCGAUGCUGUUUGUUGUCUCGCCUAGCGAUCCGAUGGAACCUAACUGGUCUGGAACCAAGUCUAACCUCGCUGAUGCUCUUUGUACUUUUGUAUGCCUCCACUCUGGCUAGCUACGGAUUGAAUUGUUUUAGACCUUCGUGUCAGCCUCUGCUCUCGUUCGUACGCGCGACAGUUGCAACUCGUGCAGCUGUUGCGGCACACAAACGUUAUAUCCAUUUCAAUUGAAUGUACUGUUAGAUGCGAAUUCUCAUUUUUAAAUUACCACCUGUCACUGCCGAA
Molecule: messenger RNA, 1807 nt
Organism: Sycon ciliatum
Lineage: Eukaryota; Metazoa; Porifera; Calcarea; Leucosolenida; Sycettidae
Product: dolichyl-phosphate beta-glucosyltransferase-like
Exons: 11
Coding region: 185-1174 (329 amino acids)
Cellular component (GO): endoplasmic reticulum membrane
Source: RefSeq, a predicted model, not a curated record